AUGUGGACUUCUCCAGAAAGCUUCAUUUUAGCUAGCUACCAAGAUCAUACGGGCCUAGGACCUCUAUCUCCAGAAACGUGUCCGGUUAAUAUAGUGGUAUUCAUUGUGGAAGUUGAAUGCAAAACAAAUGACGAAUGUGUUAUCUAUUUUUCCCUUGGUUUCAACCUAUCAGGACACAGCCAAAGCGAUGUUACUUGGAAACUCACGGGAAACAUCGGCGGAGAAGACUACCUUGACAUCGCACGUGGUCCGCUCAAUGAAGGAGGGCUCUAUGCGGAACGACAAGGCUGGCAUCAACCCUCACCACCAAGUCAGAAUUGGGACGAUUCUAGUCCAUUGGCCGGGAUCACUGAGCCUGGUGUUGGAUUCUGGACGAAUUCAUUCAGUCUUAGCCUCCCUAAGGGCUACGACGUUCCGUUGUACUUCGUUUUUGGCAACAAUAGGGACAGCACGCAAUCUUAUAGAGUCCAAUUAUAUGUGAACGGAUAUCAGUACGGCAAAUUUGUACCGCACACUAGACCUCAAACGGAGUUCCCUGUACCACAAGGUAUUUUGAACUAUCAGGGUGAAAACUCGGUAACCGUGACGUUGUGGGCUCAUGGGAGUAAGGAUGCCAAGUUGAAUAGUUUUGAACUUGUGAACCGCACCCCCGUGUUAACUGCACUUAAUGGAGUGACUUCGUCGGAACAGCCGGCAUACUAG
This is a messenger RNA of Talaromyces proteolyticus, 702 nucleotides long. Its product is annotated as galactose-binding domain-like protein. The transcript has 2 exons. Lineage: Eukaryota; Fungi; Ascomycota; Eurotiomycetes; Eurotiales; Trichocomaceae. Bases 1 to 702 code for a protein of 233 amino acids. The record is from RefSeq and is a predicted model, not a curated record.